Molecule: messenger RNA, 1850 nt
Organism: Ciona intestinalis (vase tunicate)
Lineage: Eukaryota; Metazoa; Chordata; Ascidiacea; Phlebobranchia; Cionidae
Source: RefSeq, a predicted model, not a curated record
UUGUGACCCUUUUAAGUAUUCCCUACAGAUUUUGUACCUAACCAAAUAUAGGCUUAUACUAUGGAGCCUCCUGCUGUAACUAACCCCCCAGCAAACCCCACACCCCCAAGCAACCCCCCAGGCACCCCCCAACCCCCACCUAACCCAGAGAAACCCAUGGCCACCCCAGCCGCACCUGUGGAAAAAGAAGACGACGACUCAAAUGCUGAUGAUACAGAGAGUUUGGAUUCGAACAGCAGCAGAAAAGAUAUAUCCCCGCGUAGCAGCAGAGGUGGUACCUCACGUAGCGUAACGUUACAAACUCUUGUACAAGAAGGAGUGUUAGAGCCAGGGAAUGGAGUGUUAUCCAUUGAUUACCUGAGUCAUAAAUACCUUGGUGACUUGCUACCUAAUGGAAAGAUCUUAUGGGACAAUGUUCAAUUCCCUUCCCCCAGUACUUGGGCAACUCAUAUUAAGAAGAAGAUUAAUCCAUCGAAGAAAUCGGGCUGUGGGUGGAACUCUGUUAAGUAUAAGGGCAAGAAACUUGACAAAUUGAAAGCAAAUUGGUUUCGAAAAAAUGCUGGAGUCGUUCCCACUCAUUCACCCGCUGCUAAUUUUGAUGAGGAGCUUAUGGCCCAGUGUAACGCAAAUACUUUGUUGCUUGAUAAUAAGAUGGUACGGGAAAGACAAUCCAUGAAAUAUGCAGAGUUGAAACAUCAGACCACUAUUGACCCAAACACGCUGAUCGAGUUUGAAAACUUUAAUGAAACGAACCCCCAACCUUUCUCUAUUGUUGUGUCGUCAUCUGUUCUUCUAUUGAUUGACUUCCAUUGUCAUUUAUCAACUAGCGAGGUUGUGGGUUACCUUGGGGGGCAGUGGGACCCAAACAAACGAUGUUUGUUCAUCAUCCAAGCAUUUCCAUGCAAAUGUAAACUAUGUGACCAAGAUAAUGCAAUGGUUGUUGAACAAGAGAUCAGUCAAAACAUGAUGCGACGAAACCUCACCCGUGUAGGAUGGUAUCAUUCCCACCCCACCAGCCAAUCAGAACCAACCAUUCGUGACAUAGAUGUCCAGCAUGAAAUGCAAGCAAUGGUGGCAGCAACGCAUCCAGCCAUUGGACUCAUAUGUUCUCCGUUUGACGUACGAGACGCAACUCGCACCGAGUCAGUAUACAGCGCGUUCUGGGUGUCGCCCCCACCAGAAGUGAGCGAGGGGGAGGUAUGGUACGGAAUGCCUAUGAGGCUGGUUUAUAAUGAGAUGCAGGAUCAUGCAAUACAACAAGAUCUACUUGCCGAGAUGAGAAUGUUGGUUGAUUUCCAUAAAACUCAACCAGACCUGAUUGGGUUUGGUAAAUUAUGGAAAGGCACGAUGACUUAUCUUGAUAAAAUAAAGCUUUCCAUGACGCGAAAGUUACCAAAAGAUCGAUCGGGAAGUCAACUCGUUCAUUUUGUUCACGAACUUUUAAUGAAUUCAACAACGGUCAACACUGGUUGAUUAAGCAACACUGGUUGACUGCACAACACUGAAUGAUGUGAUUGCGCAACACUGCUAAUGUAAUUGUGCAACACUGGUUUGUGCGAUUGUGCAACACUGCUCAUCUUUCUAACAUUGAAACAGCAGCUUUCCACAGCCUUGAUCCAAGAGACAAUAUAUUGGUUCUUAUUAGUGAUAACAAAAUGAAAUUGUUCAUUAUGUUUUACAUCAACGUGUAGCAAUCAUAGUUUCAAUCAAUAUUUUUAUGAAAUUGUAUCAAUAUGAAUUUUUUUGCUGUUGUGUUUUGUUUCUGCCGUUUUAUUAUGUCUGCUUUUUCUUUGCUCUUUAUUUCCCAUAUUUGUAUCUGUGGUUGUCCCAAUAAAUCUCCCAUAACUUUG